ACUCUUGUGAAUAGAGCUCGUACGACGAAGGGGGAUGGAUGCAAGCAAAGGACAAGAAGACCCUCUCAAACUCUCUCAAACUCUCUAGACACGGGACAAUUUGGAAGCAUUGUAGUCCUGUUUCGAUGCACAUCAUUAUUUGACGGGACUAUAGGAGAUAUUUACCUUCACCACAUCACUCUUUAAUUUGUAGUCUUCCCUGUGUGAAUUAAUAAUGUUCUUGAACGUUUUAAUGUGGUGCAUGAUAGCACUGGACACCGCGCGCAUCGCAUCAUCUCUGGAGUUACAACCUGGCAUGCCUAAUGUGUGUGCGGAGCAGGAGUUGUCCAUGCUGGGUGCACGCCAGCCCUGUGUCCAGGCCUUCACUCGGAUGGUCAAGGUCUGGAAGCAAGGCUGCACCGGCCAUCGCUGGUGUGUUGGCUACGAAAGGAGAACAGGCUACUACACAGCCUACAGGCAGGUGUACAGUAUGGAUGUGCACAGGGUGACCAGGUGCUGCCCUGGGUGGACACAGAGGGGCAAGGAGAGGGGCUGUUUGCACCGGGUGUGUGCUGCUACUACCUGCUUCAAUGGGGGCAGGUGUGCUGAGAGAGGUGACCAGAUCUGUCAUUGUCCUGUAGGCUUCCAAGGAACACGCUGCCAGUAUGAUGUCAACGAGUGCUCGACUGCUAAAGGCGGCUGUGAGGGACAUUGCUGCAACACCAUUGGAAGCUUCUACUGCAAGUGCCCCGGGGGCAGUCGUCUGGGCCCGGACGGAAAGGCCUGUUUGGAUGUGAAUGAGUGUGAGGAGCUGAAUGGCGGCUGCCAGCAGACCUGUGUGAACACGGCAGGCUCCUACCACUGUGAGUGCAGUCAGGGCUUUCGCAUGCACACUGACGGAAGGACCUGCAUUGCUGUGAACUCCUGCUCAGUGAAGAAUGGCGGCUGUGAACACAAGUGUGUGGACAUGGACAACGACCACUACAAGUGCGAGUGUCGUAGGAACUACCAACUGAAGAGGGAUGGAAAGCACUGCGAGUUUAGGGACCCCUGUGUGGACCGGAGUGCAGGCUGUGUCCAGCUGUGUCAUUUUGUGGAUGGUCGAGCAGAGUGCAGCUGCAGACCUGGGUACUCGCUGGCCGGUGACCGCCAGGGCUGUGAGGACAUAGAUGAGUGCAGCUCAGGCCAGGCCAUAUGUGCCCAUCGCUGUGUCAACACCCGGGGCUCCUUCAGCUGUGUGUGUAACCCUGGCUUUGAGCUGGGCGCUGACGGCAAACAGUGCUACCGUAUUGAGAUGGAGAUCGUGGACAGCUGUGAGAAGAACAAUGGAGGAUGCUCCCACCACUGUGAACACACCACCAACGGACCCCUCUGCUCCUGUAACCAAGGAUACCAACUGGCUGAGGACAGGAAGACCUGUGUGGACAGUGAUGAGUGUGAGAGUAGGGAGGCGUGCUGCAGUCAGUUCUGUAAGAACAACCCAGGGGGCUAUGAGUGCAGCUGCCAGGCUGGUUAUAGGCUCCAUGCAGACGGCUGUGGCUGCAAUGACAUUGAUGAGUGCCUGGCAGAGAGUGUCUGUGAACACUACUGUGUGAACACCCCGGGGACCUACGAGUGUUUCUGCAGACUGGGCUUCCGUCUGGACCACGACCACAGAGCCUGCAUCCCGCUGUACGACAGUGACCUGGAUGACGAUGAAGAGGAGGAUGAUGCAGAUGAGGAUCUGGAAGUGCACAGGUUGCCAGAUCUGCUGUUCCGACGGCCCCCUCAGCUCCUGCAGUACACUGCAGCCCUGCACUCACCCUAUGGUGAAGACCAGGAGGAAGAGGCACAGAGAGGGGAACUCACCCUGGUCAGCCACAUAGUGUGUCUAGAUGAUUCCUUCAGGGAUGACUGUGGUGUGAGCUGUGCUGACUGUGAGAACGGAGCAGUGUGUGGUGCGGACAGAGAACACUGUGAAUGUACACCUGGAUGGACUGGCGUCAUCUGCAACGAGACUUGUCCAGUAGGGACCUAUGGACAGGCCUGUAACAGCCUAUGUCGUUGCCAGAACGGGGGCUCCUGUGAACCAGUAACCGGGAGGUGUGUUUGCCCACCGGGGGUGCAGGGCCAGCUCUGUGAGGACGGUUGCCCACAAGGAUACUUUGGGAAACACUGUAGGCGGAGGUGUAACUGCCCCAACAACGGGCGCUGCCACCGUCUCUAUGGAGCCUGCCUGUGUGCCCCAGGGCUGUACGGGCGCUUCUGCCACCUGCCUUGUCCCAGGUGGACUCACGGUGUUGGCUGCUCUGAGGAGUGUGACUGUGAUCUUGAACAUUCCCUGGGCUGCCAUCCCAAGAACGGGACCUGUCUGUGCAAACCUGGCCACCAUGGCUCUCAGUGUCAGCAAGAGUGUGAUCCAGGGUUCUAUGGUAGUGGCUGUUGGCAGCAGUGUGACUGUGCAGUUGGGGAGACCUGUGACCCUAGGAGUGGAGAGUGCGCCCGGAGUUGUCCUGCAGGGCUCCAUGGGAACUUGUGUCAGCUGGCCUGCAGUGCUGGUCAGUUCGGGGAGAACUGCCUCCGGACGUGUGUGUGUGGAGGAGAACCCUGUGACCCCAUGACAGGAGAGUGUAUCUGCCCUGUUGGGAAGACAGGAAAGACCUGUCAACAAGUGUGUCCAACAGGGUCCUAUGGGCCAGGCUGUGUGAGCACCUGUGUCUGUCACCCUGAUGCCAGCUGUGACCAUGUCACCGGACACUGCAUCUGUCCCCCAGGCCGAACAGGACACGUCUGCACUAAGCCCUGUGAGGAGGGGUCCUGGGGCUCUGGGUGCUCCAACAGGUGCCAGUGUGCAGACCGAGCCCUGAGUUGUGAUGCUGUGACUGGACGCUGUGUGUGUGAGGCUGGCUUCACUGGAGACCACUGUGAACAGAAGUGUGUGGAGGGCAGCUAUGGGUUGGGCUGUGCCCUGGACUGUCAGUGUCAGCACGGGGCUCUGUGUGACCAUGUGAGUGGAGCCUGCACCUGCUCCUCUGGAUGGACCGGAAGCUUCUGUGAGAAAAUGUGCCCGGACGGGUUUUACGGUCUUGACUGUGGCCAGAUGUGCGAGUGCAGGAACGGUGCCCGCUGCCACCACAUCACAGGAGCCUGCCUCUGCACCCCUGGCUGGUCGGGACCACACUGCAUUCUGGCCUGCCCUAAGGGUGGUUUUGGGAAGAACUGCAGCCAGAGCUGUGAGUGUCAGAACGGGGCCACCUGUGACCACGUCAGCGGCCGCUGCAGCUGUGGAGCCGGAUGGACCGGAGCCAGCUGCCAAGAGGCCUGUUCUGCUGGGAGGUAUGGAGAGGACUGUUCCCAGCUGUGUCUGUGCCAGCAUGGAGGCUUCUGUGACAGGGUGACUGGCCAGUGUUCCUGCCCCAGUGGGUGGACCGGAGCAGCCUGCGAGCUGGACUGUGGGGAGGGGCACUAUGGAGAGGGGUGCACACAAACCUGCAGCUGUCAGAACGGAGGGACAUGUGACAGAGUGACUGGGGGGUGUAGCUGUCCCCCUGGCUGGACUGGAGAGCACUGUCAGACAGCGUGCCCAGGCGGUCUCCAUGGAAAAGGGUGUGAGCAGAGGUGUCAGUGCGACCACGGGACAAGCUGCCACCAUGUGACAGGCAGAUGUGAAUGUCACCCAGGAUGGAGAGAGGCCCGGUGUAACAAACCCUGCCUGCCUGGGGUCUACGGUGCUUCCUGUGCCCAGCGGUGUCAGUGUCAGUCUGGGGUGUCCUGCCACCACGUUACUGGGACAUGUGGCUGCCCUGCGGGUCUCACUGGGAACGGCUGUGAGGAGACGUGUCCAUCAGGUGUGUUCGGACUUUACUGUAGCCAGAUGUGCCAGUGUUCUGGGGACCAUGAGCAGUGUCACCCUGUCACUGGAAGGUGUACCUGUCUACCUGGUUACUACGGCAACCGUUGUGAACUCAUGUGUCGAGAGGGAUCAUAUGGGCCAAACUGCAAGGCCAGAUGUAAGUGCAACAAUGGUGGUCGCUGUGACACUAAAACAGGGACCUGUGAGUGCCCACCUGGCUUCCUAGGAGCUGACUGCAGCAUUGGUUGUCCGGCGGGGCGCUAUGGGAAGGACUGUGCCCGUCUGUGUUCUUGUGGGGAGAGAGGGCAGUGCCACCCUGUGACUGGGAGGUGUAUCUGCGCCCCAGGCAAAAUCGGGCAGUCCUGCCAUCAAGCCUGCCCUAGGGGGCGCUAUGGCCUGCAGUGCAGGAACACAUGUGUGUGUCAGAACGGCGCGCUGUGUGAGCCCAGGGACGGGAGCUGCAGGUGUGGGCUGGGCUGGACGGGACCACGCUGUGAGACAGCGUGUGUCCAGGGGAAAUAUGGACCGGACUGUGCACUGGACUGUCCCUGCCAGAACAACGGGACAUGUGACCGCAUCACUGGCUGUUGCAGCUGCACGGCCGGACACUACGGACACUCUUGUGAACACUUGUGUCCCUCAGGCUUCUUCGGACAGAACUGUGCCCGUCCGUGUGUUUGCCGAGCGGGACACACAUGUGAUCAUGUGACGGGCCGGUGUGUGUGUCUGCUUGGCUACCAUGGUUCCCAGUGUCAGAAACGGUGCGAGGUUGGCAGGUUUGGGGAGGGCUGUCAGCAGUCAUGUGACUGCGUCGGGGGAGCCCCCUGUCAUCCAGCCACGGGACAGUGUCUCUGCCCCCUGGGGAAGACUGGACAGAGAUGUGAAAAAGACUGUGAAGGAGAUCGUUUUGGUCCUGACUGCUCCCUGCAGUGUCAGUGUUCCCAUCAGGCCCAGUGUGACGCUCGUAACGGCCGCUGCCUGUGUCCUGUUACCUGGCUGGGCCCCACGUGCACAGAAGCCACUCCGGCCUCUGACAGUUAUUUUAAUCCACACCCAGCGGGGUGUCUGGCUUGAAGCUGUCUUCGUUUCCUCCACAAGCCCAGCUCACGGGAGACCAUCCAGAUCGACCAGCAAACAACCCAACACACCAGCAACUCCCUGAACGGUGAAGAACAUUUGCUUUUGAUUUCUAGAAGGUGCCAAAUGUCUUUUUGUCUGCCUCUUCUCUCUUUUCAGGACGACUAGAGACUGCAGAGGCCCCAGCAUUGGGCUUCUCUCCCUCCCUGAAGGGGCCGUCUGGUCUCUCCCACUCGUAGCGCCGCUGGAGGCCCCACAUCCCAAACUAGACGUCCCAAAUACCCCCGCCAGAUGUCUCAAACACUGAACAAGGUGCCCUAAAUAUGCAGUCAGGGGUCCUGGGGCGUCAUGGGAUGGCUGUGUACAGUUGGACAGAUGGACAAAGGUAUACAGCCAGAAGGUGAUUCAGGUCUGGACCAGACACACAAGGUCAUGUAUUCUUAUGUCUACACCUGUUUUCUGCACAUUUGGUUGAGAAAUGUGCAUUGGCUUUUUGUGAGCCUGCAGAAAGGUGCAGAAUGCCGGUUUAGUUAGAGAGAGAGCAGGCUACACAAGGACCUGGAACAUUGAUGUGCUGCUGGGCGGUAGACAUUGGAACGUGCCCUACCUGAUUGUCUCAGGACUGGACCUCUGCCCCAAGUCAACUGGUCUAGCCUGUCAUUAACCACAGGCCAAAUGCUUCCUGGACAUUCAUAACGUCUCUGUCCUCUCCCCAAUGCAGCUUUGUGCAGCCUAGUACACAGGGGCGGGCAACUACGAUACUGGAGGGGCACAGUGUGUGCGGACCAUCACUAUCAUACAUGAUUCACAAAGACCAUGAUUCGGUGAUUAGUGGAAUCAGGUGUGUUAGAGCUGGGCUGGAACAAAAGCCGGCACCCUCCUCUUGCUUACCCAUGGCCUACCCUCAGAGUCAUUGGUCAGACUGACAUGGGAGCAACAGCCAUCACUCCCGAAAUGUCCACUGGUACUGUCUCUCCGUUGAAUGGCACUCUGUCAUUUUCUCAUAUCGUAUACAGUGAGACUAUUUUGUGUUGUAUUUUACUGGUUUCUUUUGACAGCGUCUGCCUGAUUGCUCGUCAUAAAGUGUUAAUAUAUUUGAAAUUGCUUUUGGUUGUAUGUUUGACAAGAUCACUUACUGUACUAUCAGAUCAAGGAAAUCCACGUAUCAAUUCAUUACUGCUGUUACUGUCUGUUAUUGUAAGUGUGUCAGUUAAAUGCCACUAUGACCUAUAGAAGUCUGUUUUAGCCAAGUAAUCAGUAUAUUUUCAUGUAGAAGGGUUUUUAAAGUAGUACAAAGCAUUUGAACUGUACCUCAGGAUACUGCAAUUCAUACCACUCAUAACAUGUACUGUACUAUGUGCCUGAUGGCAGGCUUUAUGUAAAUGGUGCUAUUUUGAUACAUUUUGAUUUUUUUCUUUAAAUUCUCUUUUUGCUAAUGUG
Molecule: messenger RNA, 6328 nt
Organism: Oncorhynchus tshawytscha (Chinook salmon)
Lineage: Eukaryota; Metazoa; Chordata; Actinopteri; Salmoniformes; Salmonidae
Product: multiple epidermal growth factor-like domains protein 6
Exons: 37
Coding region: 215-4885 (1556 amino acids)
Cellular component (GO): membrane
Molecular function (GO): calcium ion binding; protein binding; scavenger receptor activity
Source: RefSeq, a predicted model, not a curated record